AAAUUCCUUAGUUUUCCAUUUGUUUUCGUUUCUUUAGAUAUUGGGCAGCGCCAAGCUCUCUUAUCGGGGACAUCAUUGCCGGGAACUUUGAUAGGUAAGGCUAAACUUUUAUGUAUGGAUUUUAUUUUUCUUUUCUUUUUCUUGAUUCUCUUUGGACUCUAUGCAUGUAAGCAUGUAAGGUUAAUUAUAUAAUUGGAUGUUAUGUGGUUGGCUUACAAUGUUGGGUGAUCAACAGUAGGAUUAAGGUUUACUAAAUUAAUGUAUGUCUGUUUUUACUUUGUAAUGUUGUCUAAAUUUGCUAUGCUGUUGCAUUAACUAACCCAUUUUUUCUAAAUGACCAUCUCACCCUAAGAAUGUCUGGUUAACUCAUUCUUGGAAGAAAUGUCAGCACUGAACUUAGAUAUAAGCUUGUUAAAUGACAUGCUCGUGCCUACCGAUUAUAUAAGAUAUGCUUAUCCAUAUGCUGUUAUUUUCUUCCAUAUUUCUAUUCAAUAUUAUGUGUUGCAGGUUAGUAGUGUAGCCGGAGUGGUGCUAAUAGCUUUACCAUCUUCUAGAUACAUCUAUGUUUGGAGGUCCGGUGGCAGCUCCUAUCAAUAGCCCGCAUUUGAGAAAGUCUGGUAGCAGAGUUGUUGUAUCUGAUAUUGGUACAAGAAUUAUAAGCACAUGACUCUUGGAAUUAAAGGCUGUUGUUAUUUAAUUAUGCUUCGUAGACCUAAUAUUUGUAGAAUAUUUGUUAGGUGACGAAUUGGGAAAUGGUGUUGAGAAUAGUCACUUUCAUCCCAUAGAGGUAAAUGGAUUGAAGAAUGCAACUAUACCAAUGGUUACUGUUGCAAUAGUGCCAUCACCUAUAUUAUUAUGGAGACUCAAGUUACAAAAUGGAAAAGUAGCUGCAUCUUUAUGGUUCUGUUGUUCUUGGUCUGGGGUUUCAUCUGUAGCAAGAUUGGAUGGCAUUCUGUAAUGAGAAUGAGUGUGGACUUACGAGACCUAUUUCUAUAUGAGGCAUUUUUGUAUUAUAAUCCUCUUCUUCUUGUGACUACAAUGGUAUGGCUUUGGGGAAUCAAUUUAUGGGUGUUUUCUCAGUCUAAUGUCAAUUAUGCCAAAAUUUUUGAUCUUCAUCAGAAUCAUCUCACUCAUAGAGAAAUAUGGAAGUGUGCUACAUGGAUGACCAUCAUUGUUCCUACUAGUAUGACAGCAUAUCUUUAUCUUUAUUCUCAUGGAGAAGUAUCAUUGGCUGCCUCUCAACCAGUGCUUUUAUAUUUUGCAGUUGUGAUGAUUCUGAUAUUCCCUUUUGACAUCUUUUAUUUUUCAUCCCGUUACUACUUGCUAAGGACUCUUUGGCGGAUAAUUAUUCCACUACAGGCAAUAACUUUUUCCGACUUUUUCUUGGCUGAUAUUUUGACCUCUAUGGCAAAGGUUUUUUCUGAUUUGGAACGUUCCAUUUGUAGAAUGGUCCAUCGACAGGUUGCCACUAUUGCAUGGUUUGAAGCUGAUUCUGUUUGUGGCAGUCACUCCAUUGCAAUCCCUUUGGUUCUUGUUUUGCCUUACCUUUUUCGGUUUUUCCAAUGUCUUCGACAAUACAAGGAUACUAGUGAAAGAUCAACACUUUUAAAUGCAUUAAAGUAUUCAACGGCAGUACCUGUGAUUUUUCUUUCAGCCCUUAAAUACCAUGUCUUACAUGAUAGUUGGACUAAUUUUUAUCGGCCUCUCUGGCUUCUUUCAAGUGUCUUGAACUCGUUAUAUUCAUUUUAUUGGGAUGUGACACGAGAUUGGGAUUUGAGUGGCUUCACUCGAACUUUCAAGUUCAAUAAAUCACAUCUCUACUCACGCCUGUUACAUGGACGAACAUGGGUUUACUUUUGGGUGAUAGGAAGCAACUUGAUCCUACGAUGCACAUGGACGUACAAACUGUCAGCUCAUCUCCGUCACAAUUACCUUACGGUGUUUACCAUUGCUGCUUUGGAGAUUUUCCGCCGUUUCCAAUGGAUUUUCUUCCGUGUAGAGAAUGAGUGGAAUAAAAUGAACUCCAGGUCAAAUAUUCAGCUCUCCAUGAAUGAUCCAACCAAUGAGGAAGUGAAAUUACUUUCUUCUAAUGACCACGAUGUAUAGAUUGCCGAAUGAUUUUAUCUUUGAUAACAGCUUCAUGGGGGGUUUAUCUAUCAUCAUGAUUGAUAACCUCCAUAUUUUCUGCCAAAGAAAGGUUUUAAUCAUUCAUUUUUGAAUUAUAUAUAUGAUCAUAUCAAAAUUCUUUUAUUAAUACGUUCAUACUUAUUCGGAGAUAUCUUCGACUCUUAGAGGAGUCAACAUUUUUUUUUUCGUUUUGAAAAUAUGUUAGGAAGCUUGUCUGCUGAUUGCAUAUUGAAGAGUUGGACUGGAGAGAUCCUCAUCCAUUCAUGCAUCAAAUGAAAAAAAAAAAAAAGUUAAUAUAAGUUACUGCUGGAUUUCCCAUGGUUUUCGUUUUAUAUGAUUGUGAAAGUAUCAUAUAUAUGCUGAACUCGUGUGGGAAGGUCCCAGCUCCACAACCGCCAAUUUAGAAAGGAAAGAGCAGCACUGUCGCCGCAACCAUUGAUGGUAACAAAUUGCAGCUUUAACUACCCAGAUCGAUGUUGCAAACUCCUAUGUCCUGCCACUGCGGCCAGUCUGUAAUGCCACUUUUCAAAGCCUUCACGAUGUACUCUUCUCAGUUGGAGCAAGAUUUAAUCUAACAGUCAUCUUUGGAGACAACCAGUUCUUAAGCAUGUCUAGAUAGCACAAGAAUAAAGUCCAGAUGCUGUAA
Molecule: messenger RNA, 2773 nt
Organism: Durio zibethinus
Lineage: Eukaryota; Viridiplantae; Streptophyta; Magnoliopsida; Malvales; Malvaceae
Source: RefSeq, a predicted model, not a curated record